This is a messenger RNA of Pteropus alecto (black flying fox), 4228 nucleotides long. RefSeq names its product transmembrane protein 80 (gene TMEM80). The transcript has 3 exons. Gene Ontology annotation, cellular component: ciliary transition zone. Gene Ontology annotation, biological process: non-motile cilium assembly. The record is from RefSeq and is a predicted model, not a curated record. Lineage: Eukaryota; Metazoa; Chordata; Mammalia; Chiroptera; Pteropodidae. The coding region runs from base 2902 to 3438 and encodes 178 amino acids.
CCCCCGCCGCCCGCCGGGGUCCGCCCGCCCCCGCGCCGCCUGGGUUUGCGGAAGGCUGUCCCCGUGUCCGCGACUACGUCCCUCCUCGCCGCUGCGCGGUUGCGGCGCUCGGUUGCGCGCCCAGGCCGUGCUUCGGUGCGGGGGCGUGUCCCCCUUGGGGGUGGGAGCCCUGGCGUACAGGUGGCGGUGGGCUUGGGCCAUCUCGGCGUGUGACCUGCCCGGGAGCACAGCGUACCCGCGGCGCGACCCGUCCCGCGGCCUCUCCCUGGCGCUCGCGCUCGGAGCGACUCGGGAGCCCGCCGUCCUGUGUGGCUCGUGGAGGAAGCCCGCGGGAAGCAGGUUGUCGCAGGGUGCGGGGAGGACGAGAGGGGCACCCUCCCACCGUGGCCCGCACCCUCGUGUCCGGGAAACCAGCGCUGGUCGCCAUGGCAAACCCCUGGUUUGAAAGCUGGUUACCGCCAGAAUAGAUGUCACUCGUACACUUCUCCCAAACGUUAGUCCGUGGGACAGCUCGCGGGAGAUCUUAAUGCACAGGGUGGAACAGGCCCAGCUCGCCAGCUGGUGGGCACGCCUAUCUAGGCAUGUGCCCUGCUCCCGGCACCGGGCCACCACGUGUGAUAAAAAGGACGUGAGUGGAAUGGGGCUGCAUUAACCUGGCCUUGGGGCUGUCUCUGUUUCCUGUUCACUGGCUUGGAGAGAAAAGUCCACUUCCCACACUUCAGCUGUCCCAGCUGGGCGUCCCACAGAGAGCCAGCCUCCUCGCCAGCUGCACUCACGGCUCUCCUCGCUGCUCCCAGGCACCCAGCUGGGUCUGCGCCCGGCCGCUGGCACCCAGUUUCCUCUUCACUGGGUAAAAAAUGAAGUUAUGCCAGAACAGGAUCUCUGCACACCUUGUAUGUCACCGCAGGGAAAACAUUUGUUCUGCUUCCUUCCACAUUUAACUUCUGGUGCGGCGCAGCGCUCACAGUCUCGUCAUUCCAGGAAAGCGUGGACAGAAAAUGCCAGGUGCUGGAAGGCAGGGCCGUGUGGCGUGGCAGUGCGCUCCUGUGGGUCUGAAACGCUCGGGACAGCGCAUCUGGUUGUAGCUCCUGUGAUGCUCGUUACUGGGGUCUUGUGUUGCUUGAGUUUUUUACACAAUAUCUUUUCCUGAGCCCCACGCUUUUAAUCUACAACGGGGACAGCUGGCAGGUAGACUUGCAGUAUGUCUGAAGCUUACCUUCAAGAGAAGGAUCAGAAGGGGAGACCCCAAUUAAUGUGCAAUCCACCCAAAUAAUGACAGGUAUCUAGGCAGCCUAGCUCAGCCAGGGCCCAGGAAAGGACGGAUGUGUUGAGCGCUCUGGCCGUAACGUGACGCCAAAUGACAGUGACUGGCCCGCGAGCCCUCAUGGGCUUUCCUCAGUGUGUGCCGCCUCCCGCCAAGCCCAGUUCUGAAUCUCUCAUUAGUGUCCUGUGCUGACCCAUUCAAGACCCUGCCCAAGUGAGGCCCACGGAGGGCCCCGAAUCUGCACAAGGAUCUGACGUCCCCACACCGAGGCUGGGUGCAGCAGACCGGGACAGAAGCACAGGCAAGCAGGUUCAUGGCGCAGCCUAGCUCCAGCCUUCUUGGCGCGAUGCUUGCCAAACCCUAAGUGUUUACCGAUGUAGCCACACGUCAUGAUGUGCAACUAGCUGAACUUCUUCAGACAGGAAGUCUGCCCCAGGCCACGUGCGGUCCAGGAGUCUGACGCUGCUCCGGGGUCAUUUUGUCACCUCGAGAUAAGGAAACAUAUAAGCGCUGUGGGAAUAGGAAGUCCAAGAGAUACAUGAUUAAAAGAUUGGGUUGUUGGCUCAGGAGAUUCUUAUUUUUGGAGGGAUGUUUGGGGCAAUGAAUACAACCGCAGAGGAAAGCAACACAUCUCUUAGUGAUGAAAAAAGAUUUGUAACCUGAACGGGGAAAGGCUGUCAUCUAGUUACACAUGUGUAGCAAAUACACGGAAGACAGAGAAGCUGCUGGGUUGCGUUCCAGGACGUCUCCUGCCCCACCUGGCCUCAGGUGUGGCUCCAGCUUCACUUCUCCCGUGCUCCCAGGUACACAUGGUCCCCCAGCCUCGAGUUCUGAAAAGCAGAUUGUCUGGUCCUCCUUGGCGAUGGAAAGGUAGCCAGCUGCAGGCGCAAAUAAAUGUGGGCUCCUUCCCAUAACCGCCGUCAGAGGAGAGGGGCUGGGGUGAUGUGUCACGUCCCCAAGGCCCAGUGCAGCACCCCGGGAGGGCUGCAGCCUGUGAGUGCUACUUUCUCUUCCAGGGGGCACUUCCAUGGCCGUAUCCUGCUGCUGUGUCCUGUGUCCUCGGCAGCCACAGACCCAGGCCUCUGCAGGACAACGCCCGAGGCCAGCUCUCCGCUCCUGCUUUUUGCUCCUGUUAACCCCGUUCCCCUUUCCUACAAGUUCUGCAUAGCGAUUCCACCUCUAAGCGGAAGGGAUGUUCACUAACAGGCUUACAGAGGUGCUCAGAAUGGAGCACUGGCUCUGGCAGCCCUGUGCGGGUCCCGGCACCCUCGGUGUGGGCCACCUGCCCCCCAUCAGGCCAGCAGGGCCAGGGAAGGGAAUGCCCUCGCUCUGAAUGCUUAGGCUCAGCAUGAACAAAUAUGAGGUUCGCAGAGCUUAGGAAAGUCAGCGGUGGCUAUGUCACUGCCCCCAAAAAGCGAGAAGUUUAUUUUCUUUGGAGAAAACAAAAUUUUUUUUUCUCUGUCUUGUGACCAAGGCCAUGGUCAGGGUGAUGUGAGGCCAUCCUGCCUGCAGUCGCCAAGGAUGGGCCGAGGCUUCUUGCUCUAAGCCAGGGUGUUCCUGUGGGGGGAGGUCCCAGCUCCACUCUCUAGGCUACAGGGGCCUGGCUGCUCCUGUGGCACCAGGAGGAGCAUCAGUGGAUGCCCAUAGGUGGGACUUUAUGCCACGCGCAGGGGCCUGAGCUGGACCUGCGUGUUGUGGUGCCUCCAAGGUGGCGGAGUAGCCCUGGCAGGUGUCCCCCAGGGGCAUGGCUGCUGGCCCCAGAAUCCUUAACCUCCUGCCAGCUCUCGUCAGUCCUUCUGCAGAUGCUGCUGUACCUCAGUGGGGCAUACUGCGCUCUCUACUUCCUGGCUACCCUCCUGAUGAUCAUGUACAAAAGUCAGGUUUUCAGUUAUCCUCAUAGUCACCUGGUCCUCGACCUAACCCUGCUGUUUCUGCUGGGGAUUCUGGAAGCAACUCGCUUGUACUUCGGCACCAAGGGCAACCUGGUGGAGGCCGAGGUGCUGCUGGCCACCAGCCUGGUCCUCACAGCGGCCAGCACCCUUCUGUCUGUCUACUUCCUGCUCUGGCAGACCCUGGUGCUCUGGGCAGACUCCGUCCUCAGCGCCAUGCUCCUGACGCUCCACAGCCUGGAGGCCAUCCUGCAGGUGGCGGCCAUCGGUGCCUUCAUCAGCUAGACGGGCGAUGCCCAGCGCCCACGACAGCCUGGACAGGACUCCUGGAGCCCCGCGGUCCCCCGUCCUCGCACGGAGAGAAGUGCACCUUCCCCCCGUUGGUCGCAUGUGAGGGUCGGGUGACCCGAGGGGAUUAUGAAUCGUGUCGGGAACAGUUGCAGGUGUGGUCAGGCUGCCCUGGGCUGUCUCUGUGGGAAGUGGCAGGGACAUCUGCUCAGUCUCCCUGAUUUGGGCACCCUGACCUAGACAGCCAGCGUGGGAACCAGGCAAUCAGGCCCACAAACCUCAGGGGCCAGUGGGCUCCGCCCUGUCACCUCCCAGGAGAAGCAGCUUCCUGGUGUCCAUGGCCAUCUCCCCAGGGUGUGCCUGGAGCUUGGUGACUGAGGGGCAGGCCAGGGUAGUGGCCCCCUCUCACUGCACACGAGUCUGUGUGCUCCAGGCCACACGUGUCCGCACCGGGGGAGCGGGGAGGGCGUGAGCCAGGGGCCUCGGCCCCAGCCGGCCAGGUCCUGCCUGACGCCAUGCUGGGGGGCGGGGGGAGGUAGGCUCCUCAGCCGCCACACGGAGACUGACCCAGGGCUGGUGACAGCCACUUGGGGCUCAGCUGUCGCAGCCUCAGUUGCAGUCUGUGCUGGGUGCUGGGUGCGUUUAGUCCCACUGUGAGCCGACCCUUUCCGAUGACACCCUCCCCUCGGCCGCGGUGCACGUGUUCUGUUUGGAGCCGCGCGUCCGGGUGGUCCUAGCUUUUUCCCCGCGUUUUAAAUAAAGAAGUGUUCACACCUUUCUGAGCUGA